Gadus macrocephalus (Pacific cod) is the source of this 1104-nucleotide messenger RNA. RefSeq names its product THAP domain-containing protein 6-like. The record is from RefSeq and is a predicted model, not a curated record. Bases 5 to 577 code for a protein of 190 amino acids. Lineage: Eukaryota; Metazoa; Chordata; Actinopteri; Gadiformes; Gadidae. The transcript is spliced from 5 exons.
CAGGAUGGGGCAGAAUGUCCGGCUUAGAGAUGGUGUUGUGCCCACCCUUUUCAACUUUCCAGCUCAUCUUCAAAGGUCGGUAGCAACAAGAAGCACAACCACAGCUAAAAGAGUGGAAGACAACCUGGCAAUGGACUUGAUGCCUGAUGUUGGAGCUACUGGAGAGAGGAGAUUGAGCCGCAAGCGGCAGGCCACUGACGACCACUUGUAUGCAUUGCCUGCUUGCCCUACGGCUAUGAAGGCCAAACCUGAAGAAGCCUCAGCGAGAGUGAGGAAACUGCAGCGGGAGAAGAUCAAUGGCUUCAGGAGAGAAAACAGGGCCAAGAACAACUUGCAGGCUGUUAUGGAGGAACUGAAGGAGAAAAAUCUCAUCAACGAAGAGCUGAAAGACAAGCUUGAAUUCUACUCAGAUCGUCCAGUUCAUCUCCUGUCGAGGCAGGGCGUAGAGUACACCAAGGCCCAGAGAGAUUUUGCCCUUACGCUCCAUCUGCAUGGUCCAAAGGCAUAUCACUACUUGAGAGAUACUCUGCACAUUCACCUGCCACAUCCCAGUUCAUUGCAGAGGUGGCUGGAAUAACAACCCUAAUGCUUGCCAGUUCAAAUACAUCUUCAGAAAGCUGAUGGCCCAGUGUGGAGUUGUUAAACCAUGCAGAGGCAAUGUGACUGCACCGGAUGAGACAGAGUCCCUAUCAGCGGUCAUCGACACCUCUACAAGCCUGUCAGCUGUAGAUAUGUCCUCUCUAGCAGGAGGAGAAGAUCUUCCAUCCCCGUUUGCCGACAUUCCUGCCCUAGUACAUGACCACAGCUACCUUCCCGUCCGCUACGAUGGUCUUGUGGACAACUCUCUCGUGUACAUUUCAGGUAAAGGCUGACCAUAAGUCGAUUUAGCCUAUAACCGAUAAUGCCAAUAGUCAACUCUGUGAGAGAACAAUCUUGACAGUCCAGAAAAAGAAAUGUCUCCUUAAUUUCCCCACGCAUAUUAUUAUAAGUUAUGAUAUUAUACUAACCCAAAUUUCAGGAUUUGAGGUGAGACGGGCUCUGAAGAAGCUGUCCUGUGAUGUCUGCCGUGCCAGCCUGGUGACAGACGCUGCCUCUGCCAUCAAG